Messenger RNA from Pocillopora verrucosa, 1051 nucleotides. Lineage: Eukaryota; Metazoa; Cnidaria; Anthozoa; Scleractinia; Pocilloporidae. The record is from RefSeq and is a predicted model, not a curated record.
GCUGCAGCAGAUUUCGCAGGACCUUAUUUUGGAAGUUAAAUUCGUCAGUUGAAAUCAUGGCCUCAGGUAUCAAAUUGGACGAAAGCUGUAAGAAAAUGUUCUCUUUGGUCAAAGACAAGCAUGAACACGCAUGGGCCAUCAUGAAGAUUGACAAUGAUAAAGAAGUUGUUCUUACGAAACAACAUGGCAAACUUGUAUCCAACACUGAUUUAGAGGAAAAUGAAAGACUCUUUGAAGCCAUGAAGGGGAAAGUUGCAGAACUGGACGGGCCAUGUUACAUCCUGUUCGAUUUUGUCUACCAACAGCGAAGUGGUGCUACCAAAGAUAAACCAAUUUACAUCUAUUGGUGCGAUGAUGACUGCGUUGGAGUAAAGGAAAAGAUGAAAUAUGCUGCAACUAAUUCUGAGUUGAAGAAGCAGUGCAAUGGAUUUGAGACAUUUGAAUUCCACGAUAAAGAUGACUUCUGUUUCCAAAAGAUUUCUAAUGAAUUGAAAGCAAAAGACAGGCAAUAACUUGCUGCUGUCACAAAGAGAACAGCACCUUCACUUGCCACUUUUUUAUCUCAGUUUCGAUAACUCAGUUUAACAUUAAGAAGCACUACGGCUGGUAGAUCACGUUAAGAAAGAAGUUAAUUGUAAUAGAAUAUAUGAUGAGUGAAGUUGCUGCAUUUAUGAUCUAGUUUUGUUCUUACACUGCAAUGUAUUUAUUGGGAUGCAAGUUAAUAAAUGACAAAUUUCACUGGUAUAAGCAUGUUUCUGUGAUGAACAGAAAUGUUAAAUGUUUCGUUAUCCAGGGUGUUUAUUGAGAAAUUUGGCAGUGUCAAUUAAUGGACGAUUCUAUUCUGUGUACAAUUCAAACUCUUACCAGUAAGGCCAUUUGAAUCUAGCUCCAGAAUUAUGCAAAGUCACAAGACAAAUCUACAAUCUCCUUUGCCUACCAAACGACCCUCAAUUGUGCUUUCAGUCGUAAAAAAUUUAAGGUUUACAGGACUAACUGCUUGGUUGUAGUGAAAAAGAAGACCCCCGAAAACUAAGACCUAAGACCCGAAAGG